AUGCCAAUAUGUAACAAUUUGUCUAUUUUGUCAUUUAUUUCCAAUAUUUUGGUCCAAUUUUACAGAAGCACCUUGUGCAGAAGCACAAAAGCUCUGGCCCAAAGCUCAUUCCAUAAAAAAAUCAACUCAAUAAUUGAAUUGAAUCUACACAACCUGCCCUACCUUGGCUGUAAGCAACAUGUGAAUUGUCACCUGGGAGGGAUAAUUAUUCAUACCUCAUUUGUGUCCUUUGUCCUCCUAGACGCUAAUUUAUGUGCUUUGUCUCCUCCCCAUAUAUUGGUUACAUCUCAUCUAAAGUGA
Molecule: messenger RNA, 300 nt
Organism: Ilex paraguariensis (yerba mate)
Lineage: Eukaryota; Viridiplantae; Streptophyta; Magnoliopsida; Aquifoliales; Aquifoliaceae
Source: the annotation of a GenBank genome assembly